Molecule: messenger RNA, 438 nt
Organism: Paraglomus brasilianum
Lineage: Eukaryota; Fungi; Glomeromycota; Glomeromycetes; Paraglomerales; Paraglomeraceae
Source: the annotation of a GenBank genome assembly
AUGGCACUCAGAGAAAAUGCGAGCAAAUCCACAAUAUACGUUGGUGGCCUGGAUGAUCAAGUAAACGAACAGAUACUUCACGCAUCCUUUAUUCCAUUUGGCGACAUUGUUGAAAUACAAAUACCUCCCGAUCCUGCGUCACACAAUCAACACCGUGGAUUUGGUUUUGUGGAAUUCGAAGAACCGGCAGAUGCACAAGCAGCUAUUGACAACAUGCACUUGUCGGAAUUGUACGGGAAAGUUAUAAAAGUUAAUUUAGCGAGGCCGAUGAAGAUGAAGGAGGGAAGCAUGCGGGCUGUCUGGUCGGACGACGCUUGGCUACAAAAAUAUGCUCUCAGGUCUAUCGACGGUAAUGAAUCAGUUUCUGAUGAAGACUCAUCAGAGAUUCAACCUUCUGUAUCACGCACAGAGACAACAGAAAAAAUGGACCUUCAGUAG